Temnothorax curvispinosus is the source of this 2958-nucleotide messenger RNA. Its product is annotated as thyrotropin-releasing hormone-degrading ectoenzyme-like. The transcript has 13 exons. Gene Ontology annotation, molecular function: metalloaminopeptidase activity; zinc ion binding; peptide binding. Gene Ontology annotation, biological process: proteolysis; peptide catabolic process. NCBI's taxonomy places the organism in Eukaryota, Metazoa, Arthropoda, Insecta, Hymenoptera, Formicidae. The record is from RefSeq and is a predicted model, not a curated record. Gene Ontology annotation, cellular component: cytoplasm. Bases 469 to 2958 code for a protein of 829 amino acids.
CGGAAAGGUCACGAUAGUGUAGAUAGACGUCUGGCAAUUCGUAACUGGCUCAUUUCUACAAACACCACUGAACCUGUUUAGAAAAUUAUGGAAUUAUUCCAAUUAUUACUAUUCAAUAUAAUGUUGAUUAUGUCAUCUGUUUCUGAAAAAACGUUUAUCACUGAAGUUCGCGCCGCUUACCGCUUGCCGAAUAAUACAAUACCGAAUAAUUAUAGAAUAUGGUUAGAUGUAGACGUUGAAAGGAAUAUCUUUUAUGGCAAAUCCAAAAUCAACAUAAUUAUUUACGAACAAACGCAUGAGAUAUCCUUGCACUCAGUACAUUUGAACAUAAUUAAAAGUACAAUUGAAAAUACUGAUAUGCGUGAAAGGACCAAACAUAUUGCAAAUAAACAUCUUUACUUUGAGAAAAUAGAAGUUGUGACUAUUGAUUUUAACUAUAUACUAACACCUGGUAAUUAUACUCUGAAUAUGGUAUACAAGGGUGUCAUAUCUGAUAUAAAUGACUCCGUCAAAGGUGGUUUCUUCAAGACUCCGUUUAUAAAUGAAACAGGAGAUAGAGAAUGGUUUGUCUCAACACAUAACUGGGCUACUGGAAUACGACGAACAUUUCCAUGUUGGGACGAGCCAGAAAUAAAAGCUACAUUUAAAAUUAUCGUAUUACAAGUACGAAAUUACUAUGAAAAGUACACGGUUUUAUCCAAUACGCAUUAUAGAAAGAGAGUCCGUGAUACUUAUGAUAGCAUUGUAGAAACACAUUUUGAAAAAACAUCUGAAAUACCCACUUAUCUCGUAGCUAUAGUAUUGUGCAAUUUCUCCGCCUCUCUACAUAUGAAUAUAUUUGAGAAAUUUGGAGGCAGUCGACCAUUUAAAAUGAAUGUAGACUUGAGAUGCAGAGAAAAAAUUUUAAAUAAAUUAAUAUUUGCAAGUCAUGUUAUUGCAAACGUUACGCACUACUUUCAAGACGAGUGGAAGCAAUUGAUUGUGUUUCCAACGCAAGAACAUAUCGCGGUUCCAGGCUUGAUAGAUGACGGCAUGGCAAAGUGGGGACUCACAUUUUACAGAGACAAAGAUAUUAUUUAUGAUGAGAUGAGAGAUAAUAUUGUCCGCAAAAUGGAAAUAGCGUCUAUAAUCGGACGUGAAAUAGCACGACAAUUGUUGAAUUCUAAGACAAGUCCAUCAUGGUGGUCCCACUUCUGGUUAAAUGAGGGUAUUGCUACGGUUCUUUUUACAUCAAAAAUCAUUGAUAAGAUUAUUCCAAAUUCUCAAAUGUCGGAUUUGUUUGUUGUCCAAAUUCUGCAAGAAUCUCUCUAUUUAGACGAGCAAGGAAUUAUGGAAUCUCUUACAUCGUGGGAACAAAAAGGCAACACAAUCUCUGAUAUUAAUUCAAUUUUCUCUUUCUCUUAUUAUAUCAAAGCACCUGCUAUAUUGCGCAUGUUGCAACAUAUAGUGGGCGAUCAAGUGUUUUGGAAUGGUAUCGAAAAAUAUUUAAAAAAACAAUCAGCUACUCCGAGUGAUUUCUGGGCUGUUUAUGAAUCUUCUGAUGAAGCAUUAAGAUUUAUAGUACCAAAAAUUAACAUAACAGAGAUAAUGUAUCCUUGGAUAAGUCAAAAUCAUUAUCCUGUUCUAAAUGUAGCAUGUAAUUAUAACAAUGAAAGCUAUUUUGUCAUAAGGAUGAAAAAUGCAUCCGAAACAUGGCAGAUACCCUUGACAUUUACUAUGCGGUCGUACAUCAAUUUUUAUUAUACUUUACCUGUUAUAGUUACUCUUAAAAAUAAAAUUCCUAUGCCUAUGCUUUCUAAAGAUGACUGGAUAAUAUUGAACUUGCAACAAAUUGGAUAUUAUCGUGUCAACUACGAUGCUGAGAAUUGGCGAAGAAUUGCAUGUUACCUCAAUUCGGAAAACUAUAAGAAUAUUCAUGUUGUUAAUCGUGCUCAAAUCAUCGACGAUGCGUUUUAUUUUACCAUGACGAAACAACUUGAUGCCUCUAUAUUUUGGAAACUCACAAGAUACUUAUCGCGAGAGACGGAAUAUGUUGCAUGGUAUCCUAUGAUCAAAGUUCUUGAACGCAUAUCUCACAUCUUCCAAUUUCCAGAUGAAAGUAAAUAUGUCAAGACGAUCAUACUCGGACAAUUGAAACCGCUUCUUCAAACAAUAAAAUAUAACGAAGAUCGAAAUGACAGUUAUUUAAUGGAAUGUUUAAGACAAGAAGCUGUAAAAUGGGCAUGCGUUCUCAAUGAUUCUAGCUGCAAGACAAUAGCCUUGAAUAAACUACGACAGCACUUCACAGACAUACCUCAUCAAUUCUCGUCAGGGUGGAAAAAAUGGACAUAUUGUAAUGGUUUAUCGAUAGCAGAUAAAACUGUUUUAAUGAAAGUGCAUCGAAUGUAUAUGAUUGAAACUAUACUAUUCCGAAACGAACGAAAAAAUUUAGAACUCCUGGCUUGUUCUAAACAUUUUUACAUAAAUUCCAUCAUCAUGAAAUCAGAAGAUUAUGAAGAAUAUUAUUUUAGAACUAUAAGAGAAAAUCGCAUUGAUAAUAUUAAAUUUUUUCAUUACAAUGUUGCGAAACACGCAAGAGAUAACUUAGUACUUAAUCAUAUAUUAAGAAAUUGGGAAAGAGCCAAACCCAAAGACAUUAGUGUGACUACAGCAUUAAUUGAUAUUAUAAACCACGUGUAUUCUAAGGAACAACUUGACAGGAUAAAGAAAUUUUUGCUGAUGUAUGUACAGAGGUGGUUAAUGUUAGAAUUCAAAUUUACUACUAAUCUUAAAUACCUUAACUCAAAAUUAUUUAGCAAGAUUUUUGAAUGUGCAAGAGACGAAGUAAAUAAACUAAUUUUGGAUAUUAUCAAAAAGAUUAAGUUACGUUUGUCUCAAAUCAAGAAUCAGAGAAACACUUUGGUUUCCAUGUUUGGAAUCAGUUCAGCCGGCCAAAAAAUGGAAAACUGCAAUGCUUGA